AUCACGCUACCGGUGGCGACGCCCGGCUUUCCCCCCACGUCGCACUGCCAAGGAAAUCGUCUCAGGUUUUUUUUUCUUUCCUUUUUCCUUUCCCUCUCCCCCUCUGUCAUGGGGCGGAAUAGUGUGUUUGAAAUGUAUAGAAGCGGGUGACGUCGUGUGUGUGAGUGUGUGUGUGGGCGUGGAAGAAAAAUGUCAACGUGCGAGAGAGGAGAAGCCCGGAGCUGAAUCCGGUCGGAGCCCCUGCCCGUGAUUAGUGCAUAUUAGCGGAGGGGAUACAACUUGAGCCGCCGCGUUAACUGUAGGAAGGGUGGACUGUGGGGCGAAAUAAAGUUUGUAGAUGCGCCCUGGCUUUGCGGACAGCUCGGCAUCUCCAAAUGCAUGAGGUGCUCCACCGAAGCCCAGCCUCCCUCCCCUUGCCUGGAUGUGAAACAAAUUAAGCAGCAACAUUUCAGCGUCUGUCGGCUCUUCACCGCUGGACCUCCGAUUAAAGACAUUUGAGCGCCUUCCAGCCAUGAUGUAGAAGUGACAACGAUGAUGAUGAUGAUGAUGAUGAUGUGCAGGAUCAGCCGUGCAGGGAGGAAGAGCAGCAUCUGACUCUCCUCCAUUUACCUAGACCCGCCACUCUAUGUCUGUCCGGAGUGGGCAGCCCGAGUGCUAUGUCAUCGACCACGCCUCCCUCGGCCCCACCCCUUAAAAAGGGAAGGAAGCCAGAAAAAUCAGAGGCGAUGGCCGACUCAGUGCAAGCUACCAACGAGGAGCUUAGAAGCAAACUGAUGGACAUCCAGAUAGAGCUGCAGCAGGAGAGGGGCAAGGUGUGUAAGCUUCGCGAGCGGCUCCAGGAGCAGCGGCAGGCCCGAGAGCUCGAGCAGCACAAGCAUGCCGUGGCACUCACCGACCUGCGUGCCAAACUCCAUGAGGAGAAGCUACGUGAGUUAGCUGCCGCCCGUGAGGCCUUAGCACGGCAGCACGAAGCCGAGCUGGCCCGAGCCAUCAAGAUCCGGGAUGGAGAGGUGCAGAGGCUCCAGGGGCUGGUGAACGCGCUGCGGGACGGGGCGGCCGACAAGCUCAAGAAUGCCCUUCUGGGAGAGGCCCGGGAAGAGGCCAGGAGGGCCUUCGAUGGAGAGAGGCUAAAGCUACAGCAGGAGGUCCAGGAGCAGAAGACAGCCAGGAAGCAGGCCGAGGAGGCGCUGGCCAACGCACUACAAGCAGACAAGGCCAAAGCAGCCGAUCUCCGCUCCGCCUACCAGCAGCACCAGGAUGAGGUGCAUCGCAUCAAACGGGACUGUGAGAAAGACAUCCGUCGACUGAUGGAUGAGUUGAAGGCGAAGGACCGGGUGGUGUGUGCCCUGGAGAGGGAGCUGGGUGCGCAGGCGGGCUAUGCCCAGAAGCUCCAGCUCCAGAAGGAAGCCCUGGAUGAGCAGCUGGGCCAGGUACGAGAGGCUGAGAGGCACAACCAUGGCAGCCCCAAGAGAGAGAUGGUGCCUGGGCUAGGAGACACUCCCGACCUGCUCAACAACCAGGAGGUUGAGGAGCGUGAUGUGAGGAGGUUCCAGCUGAAGAUAGCGGAGCUGCACUCGGUCAUCAGGAAGCUGGAGGACAGGAACACACUGCUGGCUGAUGAGAGGAAUGAGCUGUUGAAACGGGUGCGAGAGGCGGAGAGUCAGAUGAAGCCCAUGUUUGAGAAGAAUAAGCGGCUUUCCAAGAAGAAUGACGACCUCCUGCAGACACUGCAGCGCAUGGAGGAGAAACUUAAGAACCUCAGCAGAGAGAAUGCUGAGAUGAAGGAGAAGGCCUCCUCCUCUCGGCCCCAGUCGCAGCAGUCCCAUCAGCCCCAGCUGAAGCGGCCAAGCUCUCUGACAGACCUGAGCCACGCUCAUGAGGAACAGGAAGUGGAGUUCCUCAAGCUGCAGGUUGCUGAGCAACGCGGCAUCAUCGAUGAGCUCACGCAGGAACGUGAUCGAUUGGUGAUCAGCAAAAAGAACAGGAGGAAACCUCUCAAACUGUCUAAAAGGCAUGUUGUGGAGACAUAUUUUGGAUUUGAUGAAGAGUCCAUAGACUCUGAGACCUCGUCCCUGACCUCCUACAACACAGACCUGACUGACCGCACCCCUGCCACUCCAGAGGAGGACUUAGAAGAAGGCGUGACCCGUGAGGAGUCAGAGCUGCGUUUCCGUCAGCUGACAAGAGAGUACCAGGCUCUCCAGCGGGCCUAUGCACUCCUGCAGGAGCAGACCGGAGGCUCUCUGGAUGCUGAGAGGGAGGCCAGGACACGUGAGCAGCUGCAGGCCGAGCUGAGCAGCUGCCAGGCAAAGAUCAUCGACCUGGAGAAGGCCCUGGCCGAGAGGGGGCAGGACUCCAAAUGGGUGGAGGAGAAGCAGUACUUGCUCAGGACCAACCAGGAACUUCACGAGAAGAUGUGUGCAUUGCAACAGGCUGAGUCACGGCUCCAGGCGGAGGUUCAGGACGCACGGGACCAGAACGAACUCCUGGAGUUCAGGGUGCUGGAGCUAGAAGAGAGGGAGCGCAGAUCUCCUGCCCUCAGUCUCCAUAUGUCUGCCUUCCCUGAGAACAGCAGCAGCGCCCUGCAGAUCUACUGCCACCAGGAGGGAGUCAAGGAUGUAAUUAUUCCUGAGCUGAUGAAGAAACUAGAUAUCCUGGGAGAUAACGGGAAUCUGCGUAAUGAAGAGCAGGUGGCGGUGAUCCAGGCGGGAACGGUGCUCUCUCUGUGUGAAAAGUGGUUGAAGCAGAUAGACAGCACAGAGGCUGCCCUCACCCAGAAGAUGAUCGACCUGGAAAACGACAAGGAGCUGUUCAGUAAGCAGAAGGGCUUCCUGGAGGAGGAGCUGGACUACAGGAAGCAGGCCUUGGACCAGGCCUAUAUGAGGAUCGAGGAGCUGGAGGCCACGCUGUAUAGCGCUCUGCAGCAGGAGCAGCCGGCAGGCCGGGCGGUGGCCGAGUCGCUGACAGACAGGCAGAGGGAGGAGCUGAGGCUAGCCGUGGACAAGCUGCGGCGUCAGAUUCUCCGGCAGAGCCGGCAGUAUGACAGUCAGAUCUUACAGGAGCGCAUGGAGCUCCUACAGCAGGCCCACCAGAGAAUUAGAGAGUUGGAGGACAGGAUUGACGUGCAAAAGAGACAAAUAAAGGAAAUAGAGGAAAAGUUUUUGUUCCUCUUUUUGUUUUUCUCUUUAGCAUUUAUUCUUUGGCCUUAAUGAAAGCGACAUGGACCGACAUCAGGUGCUAAGGCGCUCAGGAGGCAAGUGAGGACGAAACACAACCUAUUUGUUUUUUAUGCAUUUAUAGAC
Molecule: messenger RNA, 3302 nt
Organism: Myripristis murdjan (pinecone soldierfish)
Lineage: Eukaryota; Metazoa; Chordata; Actinopteri; Holocentriformes; Holocentridae
Gene: jakmip1
Product: janus kinase and microtubule interacting protein 1
Exons: 23
Coding region: 657-3209 (850 amino acids)
Molecular function (GO): GABA receptor binding; kinase binding; microtubule binding
Source: RefSeq, a predicted model, not a curated record